This is a messenger RNA of Gryllus bimaculatus (two-spotted cricket), 4701 nucleotides long. The record is from the annotation of a GenBank genome assembly. NCBI's taxonomy places the organism in Eukaryota, Metazoa, Arthropoda, Insecta, Orthoptera, Gryllidae.
CAUCUGCUUAAAGUAAAUAAUCUGAUCGGAAUUUAUCGCCAAUAUCGUUGAUGAAAAUAUUGAACAGCAUCAGUCCGAGAUGUGAUCCUUGUGGGAUGCCUGAGGUUGCUCUAUAUUCAGUUGAUGUGUGGCCAUUUACCCGUACUUGGAGAAAUCUUCCUGUCAGAUAUGAAUGAAACCAGUCCAGUGCUUUGCCCCUUACUCCAUAUCAAUUAAGUUUAUUACAUAAUAUUUCGUAGUUUACCACAUCGAAGGCUUUGCUGAAAUCCGUAUAUACCGCAUGUACAUCUUUACCUUGAUUCAUCUGGUCCAGUACGUAGUUGAAUAAUAACGAAUAUAAAUGAAGAUUUGUUGUGGUAGAUCUGCCGUUGAUAAAACCGUGUUGUUUUGUAGAAAUAAUGUUUUCGAAAGGAAAGGUUAUUUGAGGCAAAAUAAUUUUUUCGAAUAGUUUGGGUAUUGAAGAUUGAAUGCAUAUAGGUCCAUAAUUAGUUACUGUUGAUUUGGAUCCUGAUUUAUGAAUAGGGCUAAUGUAGGAGAAUUUUCAAGCGUUUAGGAAGAUGCCAAAUUCUACUGAUUUGCUGAAGAUAUGGGAUAACGGUUCGGAAUGUCCAGCAGCACAAUUUCUCAAAAGCUGCUUCGGUAUUCCAUCGUGUCCAGCACCUUUUUUAAUGUCCAACUUACAUAAUUGAUCAAAAACAUCAUCAAAGCGGACACUCAGCUCCGUGAGGUUGACAUCCUGGUUGACUAAGAAUUCUUCAUUUAUUGUUGUGAAAUCAUUCGAAUUGUCUUCAUAAAUGCUUUCAUAAUACGAUGCGAAUAAAUUAGUCAUUUUGUUUCCACUUCUUGCCGUCUCUGAGUUCCAGGACAUAGUUAAUGGAAUGUUAAGAUCACUUCGCCUCUUGUUUUUAAUAUAUUUCCCAAAAUAACUGGCAUCCAUUUUCAUCUUCUCCUCAGUUUUUGAUAUAUAAUCAUUGUAACAUUUUUCACUCAUUUUUUUACAUUCUGCUCUUAAUUUUCGAAACUGAUUAUAUGUGACAUUUGUUCUGAAUCUUUUAUAAUUCAUAUGUGCUUUCUUUUUUUGUUUUAUAUUGUAGAUCAAAUCUUUAGAAAACAAAACAAGGAUAAUUUUUAGAAUUAUCAGUAUAUAUUGGCACAAAUCGAGCAAUCCCUUCAUUAAUUUUAUCAUAGAAUAAAUUAACCUUAUCAUCUACUGAUUGUAACUCGUAGAGAUCAAGCCAGUUACUGCGUAAAAAGGUGUUCAGUUCUUUGUAAUUUGCCUUAUUGAAAUUGUACGUUGGUGCUUUGUUUAUUUCAAGACUAGCUUGGGUAUCAACUCGUAUACUUAACGCUGGGUGGUGUUUAUCUUCAUCAAUGAUGGCAUCUGUUUUUCUCACUUUUAUGUGUACACUGCUGAAACAUAAAUCAAGAAUUUUAUCAUUUAGGUUAUAAUUUUCUUUAAACUGUUGACAGUUAUUCAGGAGCAUCUCACUAUAUAACAUUUUUUCACAAUCUGAACCAGGGGAACUACUGGGGAGAUUGUAAUCACCCAUGAUUAAUAGCUCACAGUUCGGGUAUCUUCUCUUCAAAAUCGAUAUCGUAUCUAGAUGCUUAUUAUAUAUGUCUAUCGCUGUCAUGGGUGGAAUAUAUAUACAUCCAAUUAUAAUAUCAUUUCCAAAACAUAUAAUUUUCGUGUAUACCUGUCAUCAAUAACUAAAAGUUCUGUUGAUAUAUUACGUUUAACAGCUAUGAAGACUCCACCUCCACAUUCACAAUCACUUGUCGUUUGAUCUCUGACUUUUCUGUACAUUAUGUAGGUAUCAUUUAUAAUUUCUCCAUCGGAAAUAGAUGAAUGUAGCCACGACUCGCUAACACAUAUGAUAUCACAGGGAUAAUUUACAGUAGAAGUUAAGAAAUUUCUCAGUUUAGUCCUCAGGUCUCUGUUCUGAUAAUAGAUUAGUAAUUCAUUUUUCUUUUGGCUUCUCUUUUGGCGUACGAAAAAUUUCUUUAUUUACUAUUCUUGGUAUCCCAUUUACAUAUUUAAUGGUUUUGUCCUCAUUUGUAUUUUUGUUUAUGUUGUCCAGUUCAGAACGUAGUGCAUUGAGAUGACUUCUUUGAGCUGGAGUGAGGUUUGAAUUGAAUACAGCAUUCAUUUCGUUGGUGGGUUUGAUCUUCAGCAAGGUUCUAGCUUCAGUUACGGAUUGAGUUUUAAUUAACAACGGACGAGUUUUUCCUUCUGAAUGUCGACCUAGCCGACGAAGUUUAAAAUUUGGCGCCGUUUCUGCUAUCUCCUGAGGAAUAAGGGUUGAUAUUUUUUCAUAAUCAUCUUGUCGUCGUUUAGCUCCCACCGGUUUUUUGGAUUCCAUAACAUUGUAAACAAUGGCUUCGGUUUCACGUUUUCUACGCUCAUUUAUUUCAGCUAUUAUGUCAUCGGCGUUAUUAGGAGAUUCACUAAUUGACGUUUGUUUAUUUACAGCUAUUUGAACCCUUUCUUCUAAUUGCUUGUAAUUUUGAGCAAGGAUUUUGUUUUGUUCAAUAUAUUUGUUCAGUUCUGGCUUAAUAUUUGUAACGUUGCUCUCAAUUCUAUUCAUUUUCUCUCUGAAGGGAGUCAGGUAUUUUUCGAACAUUUGUUCCAUUUUAUCCAAGUAGUAGGUUGUUGGUAGGCUGCAAUGAUAGGUCGAAAUCUUCUUCAUUCUCAUCAUCAGAUUCAACUAAGCUAAUAUUGGACUUACAUCUAGAGCAUUGCCAAUAGUACGACCUGUCUUUUUUAUAUUCUGCGACAAUCUUUUUGAAUUUUUCUUCAUUUAAAUCAGUGCACUUCUUGUGGAACCAGUUUUUGCAAUCAAUACAACUCAAGCUUGCACUAUUUUCUCGAAUUUGCUUAGUGCAACUCGUGCACACGUAUAUAUUGGAAGCCAUCCCUACAUUUGUUCAUAUAAUUUCAUGUACGUUCGUGAGAAAGCAAUGCGUGGUUUGUCUUUCUUAUGAUAUUUUUGGUAGUGAUUCUUAAUCAGCGUAUGAUUUUGUGACGUUAUAAAUUAUUAAUUUCCAUAUUGACUUUUGUAUGUUAAAAUGAUCUAAAUUAAGAGUCCUUAAGUAGCCUUUAUUUCCCUGAUGAUUGUUUAAUAAUUUUGAUUGAGUGUUUUGAAAAUGGGUCAUGCUAUAUUUUUCUGUAGUUCGCAGAACCCUUGUUAUUUUAAAAAAUAUUGCAGUCUUAAAUUCGCAAUUAUGGCACUUAAUUUGCUUAUAACUAGCCUUUAAUUUCGCAUAUAGUGAUUUUUGUUUCUGCUAAUAGGAUCCUGCUAACUUUAGAGACAUGAUAAAAUACCUUGUGUGAGCCAAAACUGUCAGAAACAUGUGAUAUUAGUUUCAUUAUGAAGGUUAAUGUCAUAUCGUGUCAUAUCUGUUUCCAAGGUUCUGAUGAUGUAAAUAGUUUGAUUUAAAUCACUAUAGAGAGGAUUUUUUGCCCUAAAAUAUAUUUAAAUAUGCUUUUAAAAGUGUGCAUUAAUUACUUCAACAUUUCAAAAUAUGCAGUUUAAUAUGAACAAAUUAACAAGAUUUAUAUUUCUUCUAAAAAUCUUUAUUGAUAAAAUAAUGAACAAGCAUGCUGGGAAUGAAAAGAGAGAUUUUUACGCCAACGUGAUAUAAACUACCUUACUUUUUGGAAGAAACAAUGCAAAUAAAUAUUCACCUUGGUUCUUUCAUACUUGGCACUUUCUGUUCGUUUUAAACUUUUUUCAUUUCAACAAUGAUUUGGUUUUACUCUGAAGAUGAUUUCUAUUCACAUACAACUCUAUGUAACUUUGCAAGAAACAAUAAAAUCAUGACAAUCAUUCAGUGAUCAACUAUUCUGAUGAAAUAAAGUGUCAGAAAAAACAACAAAAAUUGUGUUUGUUCCACUGGACUCACUGGUCUGAAAGGGUUUGUGAAGUACAUUGUGAUGGCCAUAAGUCCUCUUUUGAAAAUGUACAAUCAACGGAGAUGCUGCCUCCGCAGCAGCGUCGGCGGUUGAGAAAUGAAGUGAUGCCUGACAAAGAUUUUGAUGAAAAUGAGGAAUCAUUACCACCUGUGGCUUUUAUUCCUAUAAAUGAAGACUGUGAAGAACCUAGCUAUGUUCGAGUACAUGAUGCAAAUGAAAGGGUUCAAGGAGCAGAGCCUACACGUGGUGGUCACAAUUUCCUCCAAUCCUCAAAGAUGCUACAUCCGCAGCAGCAGCAUCUCCAAUUGGGGAAUGAAGUAUCAUCUGCUAGACAUUUUGUUGAGCAAGAGGAAUCAUUGCCACCUGUUGUUUUUAUUCCUGUAAAUGAAGAGAGUGAAGAACCAAUGGAUGAUCGUUAUCUUCCAGUAGAUGAUGCAAAUGAAAGGGUUGAAGAAAUAGAAUCUACUCAAAGCAGACACAAUUUCGCCGAACCCUCAAGUGAAGAUAUCAUUACACUAGAUGACGACGAGGACCAGCCAACUCAUCAGCUGCACGGCACGUCCCAGCCCCCGGACGAAGAACCGGUCGUUAUAGACGAGGCCCGUCAGGCGAACGGACAAGAAGAAACUAUCGUGUCCGUUUCUGGCCGCCUGAGAAAGCAAGAACAUCGUCUUACGCUGGAUCUUCGGAGGUGGCCAAGAGAACCAGUGCAUCCCACUACCUGCCUCAGAAAGACUUUCGUGAUACGCUUGCUGGAUCGUCUUGAGAAUUGGCCUGAGAAGUAA